AUGUCGACAACAACAGCGACCAACCCAGCGACUGCAUCUCCGGCUGCCAAAGUCAACGGCAACGAAGUAAACGGCGAGGUGACCAAAUCGGUCAAGUUCGACAACUCCAACGGCAGUCCCACGCUGCAGUCCUCUUCGCGCUUUGCCCGGAUGAACGGCAUCUCCAACCUCAACGGUAACGGCAACGCAAGCACCAAUCGGAAUGGCAGCAGCACAACAAGCUCAUCCGUCACAAGCAAGAUAUUUUACCCGCUUUUCCCCGGCAUUGUCUCCGCGCUCGAUGAGAGCCCCUGGACUUCGGGCUACAACACGCCCACGCUCGGAACCGCGGUCCACAACGUAGCCGAGCGCGCCGAGUCCGCACUGCAGCGUGUGGCCGAGCAGCAACGUGGCGGUCUGCUCUCGCGCGCUGCCCAGUCCACCCUGGGGGUUGCAGACUACUUCGAGCGUCUUCUCCAAUGGGAGAUCUUCAGUCGCGCCAACGCCAUCGGAGGUAUCGAUAACAUGUGGCUCCUCAUCGACGGCAUCAGCGCCUUUAACCCGGUCUGCACCGCCACCUACACUUUCAAGCAACCCGCCAGCCUGCAAGAUCUCAAGCAUGCCGUGCUCAAACAGAUCGGCCACUUUCCCAAAUACAGCCAAAAGCUCGCUGAUGUGGGACGCUUCUUCCACGGAACCGUCUUCAUCGACGACGAGCAGUUUGACAUUGACAACCACAUGCGCGCACAUACGCUGCCGGGCAACGCGGGCAAGCGCGAGCUCGAGUCGUUUGCUUCCGAGUUUAUUGCGAGCAAGUGGGACUACACCAAGCCGCUGUGGGAGGCUGUGGUGCUCGAAAACUUUGUCGAUGAGGAAACGGGCUCCAGGGGUGCGUGCGUGAUCCGCGGUCAUCACACAAUGGCCGAUGGUCAGGGGUUCGUCAUGAGCCAGCUGUUCGUAACCUCGCUUGGGGCCAAGCUCGAGAGCAUGAUGUCCGAAGGCGCCCAGCUGCUCAGCGAUGCCAAGCAGGGCAAGGCGCUGCCCUCGAGGAUGAACAAGAAGCUCGCCGCGUUGGAUCGAUUCCACGGGACUAUUGCGCUGCAGCUGGUCAUGCUGGCUCUGUACUGGACCAGCUGGGUGGUGUCGUUGGUGACGGAUCUGGCAGGCUGCUUCACGUUGGCUGUGUCUACAAGCUUCUUCUUCCUUGCCACGUUUUGGCGCCAGCGGUACGUCACAGCGAGCUACCCUGGCCCGAGGAAGGAGGAAAAGGAGUUCAGCAUUUCCAGGUCGUUUACGCUAUCGGACGUCAAGCUCGUCUCCAAGGCGUUCUCGGGCGUUCAACCGGGCACGCUGUGGGACAAGGUGCAGGGCGGCAAGCGAUACUCGAGGCCGCUGAUCGGGACGCACUUGACAGUCAACGACAUCAUCUGUACCGUCAUCGCCGAUGUGAUCAACGACGAGCUCGAACGCCAAGCUCAACAGCCCGGUCUGCUGAACAAGAUCCGACAUCUUUCGCACAAGAUCCUGCCUUCACCCAUCGGCAUCAUGAUCCCCAUUUCGAUCCGAGAACCGGGCGACUGGUCAUUGCGCAACCUUUCCACGGGCGGCAUCGCCUACCUCCCGACUACAUCCGGCUUGCCAAAGGACGUCAAGCUGUUGCACCGUCGUCUGCACACCACGCAUAGCCGCCUGAACAUCCUCAAAAACUCGUUGCUACCGAAGAUCUUCUUCCAUGCGAUCCAACUCACGGGCCAACUCCCCGCCAUCUUCCCGAUCCCGUUCGGCCUGCUCCCCAAACACCCGUGGAACGUGCUGCGCUGGCCGACGGUCUGGGUGACUGAGCGCAUCUUGACCUCGUUCACCGCGGUGGUGACCAACGUGCCGUGUCCGUCCAAGCAGCGCAUCAAGCUGGCGGGGCAGGAGGUGGUCAGGUGGACUGCGCUGCCGCCACAGGCGGGCAAGGGCACGUUGGGCAUCGGCAUCUGCUCGUACGGUGGCGAUUUCAGUAUUUCCAUCUCGGCGGAUAGGGUUGAAGGAAGUGAGGGUGUAGCGGCGAGGUUGACGGAUAAGUUCGAGAGGAGGUGGAACGACUAUGUCGAGGUGAGUCGCAAUUUGAUCCGGCAGACGGGAUCUGAGAAGGGGGAGAGAGCGAAGCGGUCGAGUUCGCGCACGGCAUCGGAUGCGAGUAGCGCAAAGAGGAGGAGAAGGUCGUCAGGUAGUGCUUCUUCCGUUUCGUCGUCGUCGGCUGCUUCGGGUACCGAUGGUUCCGCAACCGCCAAGGAGGAGAAGCAAGAAUAA
This is a messenger RNA of Sporisorium graminicola, 2277 nucleotides long. RefSeq lists its product as uncharacterized. The transcript has a single exon. Gene Ontology annotation, biological process: triglyceride biosynthetic process. Lineage: Eukaryota; Fungi; Basidiomycota; Ustilaginomycetes; Ustilaginales; Ustilaginaceae. Gene Ontology annotation, cellular component: plasma membrane. The record is from RefSeq and is a predicted model, not a curated record. Bases 1 to 2277 code for a protein of 758 amino acids. Gene Ontology annotation, molecular function: diacylglycerol O-acyltransferase activity; long-chain-alcohol O-fatty-acyltransferase activity.